Molecule: messenger RNA, 715 nt
Organism: Myotis davidii
Lineage: Eukaryota; Metazoa; Chordata; Mammalia; Chiroptera; Vespertilionidae
Gene: CIAO2B
Product: family with sequence similarity 96 member B
Exons: 5
Coding region: 1-597 (198 amino acids)
Biological process (GO): iron-sulfur cluster assembly
Cellular component (GO): cytosolic [4Fe-4S] assembly targeting complex
Source: RefSeq, a predicted model, not a curated record
AUGCAGGCGCGUCCCCUGGAGGCUCCGAACGCAGAGAACGGUGCCAGGGGUACAGGCAACUCUGGGCACGCGGGCGCCCGCCGGGCCAAAGGAGCGGCCUUCCCAGAGGAAGUGAUGCCUGAGCUCCGCCAGGCGGCUUCAGACCGGUCUUCGCCAGUGGUCGGUGGAGCUGUGCCAGGCGCAGGCAUUCCCGGCGGAGGGUGCAGAGCGGGCAAAGGCGCAGAGGCCCCUUUCCUUCACUGGCCACAUCUGAUUCGCUCCAUCAAUGACCCGGAGCAUCCGCUGACACUAGAGGAACUGAACGUAGUGGAGCAAGUGCGGGUUCAGGUGAGCGACCCCGAGAGCACAGUGGCAGUGGCCUUCACCCCCACCAUUCCUCACUGCAGCAUGGCUACCCUCAUUGGCCUGUCCAUCAAAGUCAAGCUCCUGCGAUCUCUCCCCCAGCGUUUCAAAAUGGACGUGCACAUUACGCCAGGGACCCAUGCCUCAGAGCAUGCAGUGAAUAAGCAACUUGCAGAUAAGGAGCGGGUGGCAGCUGCCCUGGAGAACACCCACCUGCUGGAGGUUGUGAACCAGUGCCUGUCGGCCCGCUCCUGAGCCUGGCUUUUCGAAAAGCCUCCAGCCUCACCCAGGGCUCAUGACCUUGUCUUCUUGAAUCACUGACAAUAAGAAACUCACACUUUGCAUUUUGUAAUAAACCCUUAAUUUAUAUUCA